AUGGACAAAGCCUCAGUGGUUAAGAAGCUGGAUGCUGAGAUGAGAAAGCUCUUUGCUGUGAAGAACAUCACAGAGAGCUCCGGUGCCCUUCACGUGAUGAAGUACUUGGAGGACAUGGGCUCGAGAGACCUCGUGGACAAGCUGAAGGAGGUGAAGCAUCGGCUGGAGACCAUGGGCGUCACAUGGCAGUCGGAAACGACUGCAGUGCCUUUCGGAUGCGGGACGCAUGAAUUCUGGCUGUUCGCUUACCAGCUGAGCCUGAGCAUGAUGCGGGGAGUUCCGAAGCAGGUGAACGUCUUGGAAACGGUGCGUAACUUCAUGGACAGUCCCUUCAGUUCCCAGCGUUCCCCUCUGACAGUCCUUUCUCCUGCUGGUGGUGAGCUGGAUCUCGGGUUCCAUGUUUCAUUGGGCUGCACAAGAUCCCUAGCUGCGAAAAUCUUGUGCCUCAUGAGCCUGGGGCUCACGGAUGAGGAGCUCUUUGCUGUUCGUCAGGAGAUUUCCGCAUGCAUCCAGGUGAAGGUGGUGAUGGAACCUCCUCUGCCAGUCGGAGAUCAAGUGGCCCACUCGAUGAGACAAAAGUUUGUGAUCGCGGAGUCCACACGACCAGACAUCCUCCAAAUGUAUAUUGCACUCGACCGCAGCUUCACUGCACAAGGCCUGAGGUACGUCAGCGAAAUCAAGAAGUGGAUUCAGAGUUUCAAUGCGAAAUCGUCUGUGGAAGCCGCCAAAUUGUCCGAGAUGGAAUGUCGGAUGCUUCUGCUGCUCCCGCAGCAGAAUGAGGCGUUUUUCCAUCUGCUCGAAAAGCACUGGGACUCGUUUAAAGCCAGCGAAAGCGGAGUGACACUGCGCACCCUGUGCUCCACCCUGGAUCCUCAGCUCACGAAGUCAGAUGGCGCCGGGCUCUGGGCGAGCAUCUUGCAGCGAACACCGGAAAAGAACACCUUUUGGCUGCGCAGAGAGGUGACUAUCUUCUUGCACAACGUGCAAGACGCUGUCCGAAGCACAAAAAAGGGGCAAACCUUCAGCCUCCGGAGUCGGGCUCCAAGGUUGAGGGACGCAAGUCCCGAUCAGGGCUAUGCUAUGGUUGGUCUCUUCGUCCAGUUCCGGUCGGAUCUACUUCGAAUGCUUGGCGAGGAUCUCUAUGCGAAGGCGGAAACGUCGUUCCUCAGGGGCGUCUACGAUCGCGAGUUUGCCGACAAGAUCAGGAGUCAGGAUCCGGCCCUUUCUGUCGAGAGCUUUCAGUUUGCUAGCAUCUUGAUGGGCAGCAACACGACUGUCCGCUCAGUUGCAAUGAUGGAAGCGGAAGCGAACGAAGCGCUGGAGCAGGCUCAGCUGAAGGCGUGGCAGACGAAGGUUCUGAAGGAAUCGACCUUGUUCGACGAUUUCGUUAGCCGCCGCCGUCAGCACCUCAUGACUCGUCAGGCUGACGAGCGACAGCAUCUUCUUGAGGAGGAGCAGAAGUUUCAGGAAGCCGCACAGAAGUACCUGGAUGAGUGGAUGCCCACGGUGUUCGUGCAGAAGGAGGGCUAUGUGGCCUCCCAGGUUUUGCACCAGGUGGCUGACUUUGCCCUGAAGCAGAGUGUGACGGAGGACGCCCUGAACAGCAUCCUCCUGCUUGACUUCACGAAGCUGGGCACGGCUUUUUCGAAGCACCUUCUUGUUUCGAUACAGAUUGUGGCUGACACCAUCGCCGCAUUCCCGCAAAGCAGUGCUGCUGUGAUCUUCGCCCCUAAUACAGGGGUAUGGGGCUCCACGUACGGGGAAGGAGACGCAGAAUCUGCAACAGAGAAAGUCGAGAGUGAGUUGAAAAACCUCAAGGCUCAGCUUGUGUACCGCAAGUGCUCUCUCGUCAUGGCCGAAAGUUCACUCGCGAGUCAGUCGCGGCGAUGCGGGUAUCACGAGAUGUUCCUGUGCAUCUCUCCGACUGUGGACAGCGAGGGGUCAAUGGUGUCCCACUUUGCUUCUUCCACCGUCUGGUACCGGCGCACGAUCACGGAGAUCCCCCUCUGCCCCGUGGCCGACUAUGUGGUGCCAGACCUGAAUGCAAUGACUGCAACUACGUCGAGGGCACAGCGCAUGAAGCAGGCCUUGACUGGUGAGGGUCUCUAUGCGAAGUUGAUCUCCCGGCUGAUGCGCGGCCUGCCUGCCGCAACAGCGAAUGCCCCCCUGCUCCUGGUGGAUCUGUUCGCAUAUGACACAUCUUUUGCCCAGGCCAGAACAAGGAUGUGUUUGGAUGCAGCUGCUCCACUUCCGGCCACGAGGCUGGUCUCCAUGGUGUGGGCUUGCGACGACAAUGGCACUGACUGCCGGCACUCCAUGGCUGAGUAUCUGAAGACGACGCAUUGUCGGUUUCUGAAGGAUUUGGUCAAGAAAGACCACAGGAACCUUCUGGAGAAGUACGACUACGUGCCCAAGGAGUUGACGGAGACCGCCUGCCCCACCUUCGACGACAAGGAUUUCGAGUACACCAUCCCUGUGUCAGAGAAUGACAAGUACUUCCUUCCGUUCCGGCAGGACAAGUUGGAGGCCAUGGCCUUCAAUGCACAGGAAACAGAGUUCAAAAACACAAUUGCAAAGCGCAAUGAGAAGUACAAUCCCGGCGGCAUCCCUUUCAAUCCGCGAAAGAGAAAGGCUGAGAAGGACCUGGAUUAUGAGAAUGAGGCUGCUGGUGGCGAAGGCCCUGUUCUGGCAGCCAGCAACACAUCACUUGAGCAGCUGCCCAAGCCUGUCAUCACGAUUGUACCGGAGGAGCUGAGCAACCCGCCUUUCAAGGUGCUCAUUGAUCAGAAAAAGCAGUUGUGGAUUGAAGCUGUGAAUGAGGGCACUAUCGGCACCAACACACCUCUCCUUUUGGCUUGGGGUUCGUUUCUGACCGGUGCAGAGGUCCAGCCACGGCAGGACAAGGGGGCGAAGUUGUUGACCUUCAAGCUUCAGGACUCAUCGGCUACAGCUUUCUUCUUCCACGACACAUCCGACAGCCUCUCGCCGGGCUUCCAGUCCAAGAUUUGCAGCCUCAGGACCUUCCUCACGUAUCUGGAAGGCCAGAAGAUUCUGCGACCACACUUCGUGGCGCACUCCAUCCAGACAGUGGAGGGCGAGGAGAAGUUCAUCGUGAAGAACACUGAGGUCUGUGCGUUCGAGGCCAAAUCCCUCCCACAGAAGCAGAAACCGGGCUUCCAGAAUGCCCUCUCCAUGUUGGACAUCUUGGAUGUGGGUCAGUAUGCGAAGGUGGCUCACCGUGUGAAAUAUUUGGACACGAAGCAGCAGCAAGGCCUGUACCCCCAGAAACCUGGUGUGUUCUUGCGGCGUUCACUGACACUCGAGAAGGGGAAGCUCUACAAGCUGACUUCUGCUGACUAG
Symbiodinium necroappetens is the source of this 3360-nucleotide messenger RNA. NCBI's taxonomy places the organism in Eukaryota, Dinophyceae, Suessiales, Symbiodiniaceae. The record is from the annotation of a GenBank genome assembly.